CUUCCCAUAUUUCCGAGCGCAUACUACUGUCUUCCGAAAACUAUACAGCCCAACCUUUCAAGCUGCACCGACCGUAUCCCCACGCUCCUCCAAUCUUCCGCGAAACCGUUCGGCGGUGAAGCGCCGCAGCCACAAUAGCCGACACAGGCGCGAGAGAGUUAUAGAAGGGCGACACAACAAUGGGAGGCUACCUGUCAAAGUUUGCGUCGUUGAUCUGGGCGAAGAAGGAGAUCCGGAUACUGAUCCUGGGGCUUGAUAAUGCGGGCAAGACGACACUGCUAUACAGAUUAAAGAUUGGAGAGGUCGUCACGACAAUACCUACAAUAGGCUUCAACGUCGAGUCCGUAACGUACAAGAAUCUCAACUUCAACGUCUGGGAUCUCGGCGGCCAGACCUCGAUUCGACCCUACUGGCGCUGCUACUACGCCAACACCGCCGCCGUAAUCUUCGUCAUCGACUCCACCGACAUCGAGCGGUUAUCCACGGCCGCCGAGGAGCUCACCGCGAUGCUAAACGAGGAAGAGCUGCGCGACGCGGCGCUGUUGGUUUUCGCGAACAAGCAGGAUCAACCCGGGGCGAAGGGCGCAGGAGAGAUUAGCGAGGCGCUGCGGCUGGGGGAUUUGAAGGAUCGAAAUUGGAGUAUCGUGGCGUGCUCGGCGGUGGAUGGGAGGGGCGUGGACGAGGGGAUGGAUUGGCUCGUUGGAACGGUGAACUCGGAUUCAUAGCCCGCGUGAUACGGCAUCUGGGAUGGCGCUUGGAGCAUAGAGGAGGGAUACAGGUGUGCAAAGGGCAGAGAGGGAGGCAGUCGCCUAACCUGUCUAUUAUACCAGCAUGACGGAGUUGGGCGUUCAUACAUCCGUGCACAGGAAGGAAACGUCGGGACAUGACAUCAUUAGCCUGCAAUUCAGCGCUGAGCUUAUCAUUACGGCAAUGUCUAUAUCCGAUCUCCGGCCAUCAAGAGCCCUAGAUCAUUAUA
This is a messenger RNA of Trematosphaeria pertusa, 976 nucleotides long. Its product is annotated as ARF/SAR superfamily. NCBI's taxonomy places the organism in Eukaryota, Fungi, Ascomycota, Dothideomycetes, Pleosporales, Trematosphaeriaceae. The record is from RefSeq and is a predicted model, not a curated record. Gene Ontology annotation, molecular function: GTP binding; GTPase activity. Gene Ontology annotation, biological process: intracellular protein transport; vesicle-mediated transport. The coding region runs from base 180 to 725 and encodes 181 amino acids. Gene Ontology annotation, cellular component: cytoplasm; Golgi apparatus. The transcript has 5 exons.